CACGGCCCGGCACGGCACGGCACGGAGCGCGGCCGCGGGCGUCCCAUGGCCGCGACACGGCGCCGGAGGAUGCGCCGCCGAGCAGCGAGAAGGGGGUGAAGCGACCCCGCGGAUUUACCAUCUUCUUCGUCCCCGCCUUUCUCCUCUUGUCCGGUAAACCCCCUUCCGGGGGAGGGGGAAGCGCCCCGACUCACCGGGCUGGCGGCCCCCGGCGGCCCCGGGAGCGACGAGCGGCGGUGGGCAGGUGCCGGGGGGAGCCGCCGCCGCGGGGCCGCGCUCCGCCCGCACUGGCCUUAACGGGGCCGCCGCCGCCGCCGGGGGCCGCUGCCGGCUCUGCCCGCUCCCGCCGGCCACUGCCUUGGGACUUACCUCACGCCUCCACCACACCUCAGGACGAGACCGCGGAGCCGCGGGCCGUCACCAUGCCCGACUCGCCGGCCGACGUGAAGACGCAGCCCCGCUCCACGCCGCCCAGCAUGCCGCCGCCGCCGCCCGCCGUCACGCAGGGAGCCACGCGCCACCCGUCCUUCACGCCAAACGCCAAUCGAGACGCUGGCCCUCCGACGUUUCUGCCUCGCGGCCGUUUUCAUGGUUGCUUGAAAUGGUCGAUGGUCUGUCUUUUGAUGAACGGGAGCAGCCACUCGCCGACCGCCAUCAAUGGGGCUCCGUCCACCCCCAACGGGUUCAGCAACGGGCCGGCCACCUCCUCCAGCGCCUCGCUGUCCACGCACCAGCUCCCGCCGGCCUGCGGCGCCCGCCAGCUCUCCAAGCUCAAGCGCUUCCUCACCACGCUGCAGCAGUUCGGCAACGACAUCUCCCCUGAGAUCGGGGAGCGCGUGCGGACCCUCGUCCUGGGGCUCGUGAACUCCACGCUCACCAUCGAGGAGUUUCACGCCAAGCUCCAGGAAGCCACCAACUUCCCGCUGCGACCCUUUGUCAUCCCCUUCCUCAAGGCCAACCUGCCGCUGCUGCAGCGGGAGCUGCUGCACUGCGCCCGCAUGGCCAAGCAGAGCCCGGCGCAGUACCUGGCGCAGCACGAGCAGCUGCUGCUGGACGCCAACGCCACCUCUCCCAUCGACUCCUCCGAGCUGCUCCUGGAGGUGGGCGAGAGCGGCAAGAGGAGGACGCCAGACAGGACCAAAGAGAACGGUUUGGACCGAGACCCUCUGCACCCCGAGCACCUCAGCAAGCGGCCGUGCACCAUGAGCCCGGCGCAACGUUACAGCCCCAGCAACGGGCUGAGCCACCCUCCCAACGGGCUGGGGCCCCCUCCCAACGCCCCCCCCCUGCCCCAGCACUACCGCCUGGAGGACAUGGCCAUGGCCCACCACUACCGCGACACCUACCGUCACCCUGACCCCCGCGAGCUCCGCGACCGCCAACGACCUGCUGCGGUGCACGGGACACGGCAGGAGGAGGUGAUUGACCACCGACUCACCGACCGGGAGUGGGCAGAGGAGUGGAAACACCUCAACAACCUGCUGAACUGCAUCAUGGACAUGGUGGAGAAGACGCGCCGGUCGCUGACGGUGCUGCGGCGGUGCCAGGAGGCCGACCGAGAGGAGCUCAACCACUGGAUCCGGCGCUACAGCGACGCCGAGGACAUGAAGAAAGGCAGCCCCCCCUCUGCCCGCCCCCACAACAGCUCCUCCGCCUCCGAGGCACCCCAGUUAGACGCUCACCGGGACUUUGCGCCGCGGCCACUCUCCGGGUACAUGCCAGAGGAGAUCUGGAGGAAGGCUGAAGAAGCCGUGAACGAGGUGAAGCGCCAGGCCAUGUCCGAGCUGCAGAAGGCCGUGUCGGACGCCGAGCGGAAGGCGCACGAGCUGAUCACGACAGAACGAGCCAAGAUGGAGCGAGCACUGGCCGAGGCCAAGCGCCAGGCUUCCGAGGAUGCCCUGACCGUCAUCAAUCAGCAGGAGGACUCCAGCGAGAGCUGCUGGAACUGCGGGCGCAAAGCGAGCGAGACCUGCAGCGGCUGCAACACGGCGCGUUACUGCGGCUCCUUCUGCCAGCACAAGGAUUGGGAGAAGCACCACCACGUCUGCGGGCAGACUCUGCAGGGGCUGCCGGCCCCCAGCGCCCCCAGCGCCGGCGUGGGGCUGCCGCCGGCUCCGGGCCAGCCCGACGGGGUGCCCACCAUGGCCAGCAGCCCCAGCGAGACGGGCUCGGCGGCCGCUUCCCGCGCCGGCACCCCGGCCACCCCGGCGCCGCUGGAGAGCGCGUCCCGCUGAGCUCCCGCCCGCCAAAAGACACGGACUGCACUCGAUGCAAUUUCCUCAGCUACCUGACUCGUGUGACCUCCGAAACGACCUCUCUAGCUCUCACAAAUAAUCCUCAAUGGAUCCUCAAACUGGGCUUUAAGUGGAGUUAAGGCAAAUACCGGUCUCUGUUCUGUCUUUGGUCUUUGUUUUGGCUUUUUUUCCUCCUUUUUGGUUGGUUUUCUAUCAGUUAAGGGAUUGGGGUUCUUUUUUUGUUGUUGUUUUGUGUCCUUUUUUUGAGUUUGCUUUUUUUUCCUUUUUAUUUUCCUUCCCAGCUGAGGGAUCUGGCUGCAGCCUCACCCAGGGUGAUGUGUGGCCCCGUCCCACGCCGGCACUGCCGAGGGGCUGGUGCUCAGGAGGAAAGAAGCUGCUUUUCCUUCCUCUCUCUCUUGGGUUUUUUUUCCCUAUUUUUUCCUUUUUUCCCUUUUUUUCUUUUUUUUUUUUGUAAAAAAAUAAAGAAAAUAAAAAAGAAACCGUCGGACUCUUUGGCUUUAAGUAAGAAAUUGUACAAAAAAAACCCCAGAAACAAGAAAAAGACAAAAAAAAGACAAAAAAAAAAAAAAAGACAAGAGAGAAUCCAAAAAGCAGCCGCCGCGAGCCGGACGCUCACCUGUAACUACCUUGCUAGCUAGCCAAGAACAGACCAGACUCACCUCUGCUCCAAAGGAAAUCCAAAACCAAGGAAGAUCCAAACGUCUCUCCACUGCCAAAGUUCAUUUCGUUCUGUUGUCGCUUCCUUCUCCUCCCCACAAGGACGGACGGACGGACGGGUGCGCCCCCGGGGCUGGGAAGAGUCUGUGUUGAAAUCAAGGAGAAGGGAAACUUUGUGUUGAAAUCAAGCAAAAGGGAAACUUUGUGUUGAAAUCAAGCAGAAGGGAAACAAAGAGGAGGGGGAAAAAAAAGGUGGGUUCUUUUGUUUUUUCAAAGGAAGCCCCCGAGGUGUGUUGGGGGGGGAGACGGUGGCUGAGAACCGCCCCGGUGGGCACAGCCCCAGCCGACGCAUCUCUACCUCUGCCCGACGCCACCCUGGAGUAAAGAGAAUGAAACAGUGAAAUGAAAAGACAGCUUUUGGGUUUGUCCCUUCCCGAAGCCGUCGGGGGCUGCCCGCGGCCGGACCCCCCACCGCAGCCCCUGGCUGCCGGGCUGCUCCCACCCCCAGCCUUGGAUUGAUUUUGGUUUAUUUUGCAAGGCUUUUGAAGAGGAAAAAAAAAAAAGAAAGGAAAGGAAAAAGGCGAGUGAGCAGCACGUCCUUGGUGGGCGAGGAGGCAGCCAAGGACCACGGCGCUGAGUUUGUCCUUCCCCAGGGCUGCACAAAGCGCAGAGGACGGGAGUGCAAUACGCGAAGUGCCCCCGGCCCCGGCCCCGGCGGGGGCAGCCCCGGGGCAGGAGUGCUGCACCUAAUGUGAAUGUAAAUAGCGGGGGAGGGUCUUUUUUUUUUUUUGCAGAGGUCCAAAUACUAAUAAUACUACUAAUAAUCAUGCUGAUGAUAGUGAUGAUGAUGAUAAUAAUAAGAGACAUUUGCCAAAUAAAAGGUGAUGAGAACUGCGGGAGGCUGUGGCGGGGGGAGCCAGCGUGGCCGGAGGCGAAGUCGCGUGCUCGAUAGGAGCUGUAGGUUUGUUUCUGCGUUUGCAAAAACCAUCCUGUGUGUUUUCUGUAGGGGAGGAAGGGGAGGGGAGGCUCGGGGCCAGGUGGGUUGUGUUGCCAGUCGCCCAAGGGCCGUGCUGGGCUGUGCUGUGCCACGCUGCAGCAGAGCUCGGUGCAUGGGGCACCCCUGAGGUGACGGUACUGGCCCUGUGCCACCAGCACUGAGCCCUGCUGCAGGUUUCUGUGCACCCUGAGACCUUGGUGCAGCCACCUAAGAAGGUUCUAUGUACCAAGGUCUUGGUACAUCCCCCCCAGGGGUUUCUGUGCACCCCAAGACCUUGGUGCACACCUCUAGGCUGUUCCUGUGCACCCCAAGGUCUCGGUGCAUGCCUCCCGGGGGGUUCUGUGCACCCUGAGGUUUCAGUUCAUCCUCCCAGGGGGGAUUACAUGCAGCCCAAGACCUUGGUUCAUGCCCCUAGGGUGUUCCUGUGCACCCCAAGGUCUUGAUGCAUCCCCCCUGGGAGUUUCUGUGCACCCUGAGACCUCAGUGCAUCCCCCCCAGGGGCGUUUCCCUGCACUCCGAGCUUGGGAGCUUUGCUGGAUGCCCCUCGAGUGGCUGUUCACUUUAUUUAUGGUGUGACAUAUGUAAUAUUGUCUAUUUUUCUUACGUUUCCUGAGAAGAGGUAAUAUAUAAGGGUAUUGCAGAAGCACCUGCUGCGGGGCUGCCUGCUCUCCCACCCCGUCCCUGCCCUUCCUGCCCUCUGUGUCCCCACAUGGCCCCGCUCUGUGCCAGGGCUCUGCCUCUCUACCUCCGCCUCACCGGGAAACCACGGACGGGAGCGUUCCCACAGAGGCUGCUCUCGUUUCCACUCCCUUCUGCUUUGCUUUUUUUUUUUUCCUCAUUAUUUUCUUUUAUUUCUUUUUUGUUUUAAAUAACAAUAAAAAACUCCCCUACA
Molecule: messenger RNA, 4801 nt
Organism: Colius striatus (speckled mousebird)
Lineage: Eukaryota; Metazoa; Chordata; Aves; Coliiformes; Coliidae
Gene: CBFA2T3
Product: CBFA2/RUNX1 partner transcriptional co-repressor 3
Exons: 12
Coding region: 423-2234 (603 amino acids)
Biological process (GO): negative regulation of DNA-templated transcription; DNA-templated transcription
Cellular component (GO): nucleus
Molecular function (GO): transcription corepressor activity
Source: RefSeq, a predicted model, not a curated record